This is a messenger RNA of Symphalangus syndactylus (siamang), 1922 nucleotides long. It is a transcript of the gene TH, whose product is annotated as tyrosine hydroxylase. Gene Ontology annotation, molecular function: tyrosine 3-monooxygenase activity; iron ion binding. The record is from RefSeq and is a predicted model, not a curated record. NCBI's taxonomy places the organism in Eukaryota, Metazoa, Chordata, Mammalia, Primates, Hylobatidae. Gene Ontology annotation, biological process: heart development; response to ethanol; dopamine biosynthetic process from tyrosine. Gene Ontology annotation, cellular component: axon; cytoplasm; perikaryon.
AGACGGAGCCCGGACCUCCACACUGAGCCAUGCCCACCCCCGACGCCACCACGCCACAGGCCAAGGGCUUCCGCAGGGCCGUGUCUGAGCUGGACGCCAAGCAGGCAGAGGCCAUCAUGGUAAGAGGGCAGGGGGACCCAGGGCCCAGCCUCACAGGCUCUCCGUGGCCUGGAACUGCAGCCCCAGCUGCAUCCUACACCCCCACCCCGAGGUCCCCGAGGUUCAUUGGGCGGAGGCAGAGCCUCAUCGAGGACGCCCGCAAGGAGCGGGAGGCGGCGGUGGCAGCAGCGGCUGCUGCAGCCCCCUUGGAGCCCGGGGACCCCCUGGAGGCCGUGGCCUUUGAGGAGAAGGAAGGGAAGGCCGUGCUAAACCUGCUCUUCUCCCUGAGGGCCACCAAGCCCUCGGCGCUGUCCCGAGCUGUGAAGGUGUUGGAGACGUUUGAAGCCAAAAUUCACCACCUAGAGACCCGGCCCGCCCAGAGGCCGCGAGCCGGGGGCCCCCACCUGGAGUACUUCGUGCGCCUCGAGGUGCCCCGAGGGGACCUGGCCGCCCUGCUCAGUGGUGUGCGCCAGGUAUCAGAGGACGUGCGCAGCCCCGCGGGGCCCAAGGUCCCCUGGUUCCCAAGAAAAGUGUCAGAGCUGGACAAGUGUCAUCACCUGGUCACCAAGUUUGACCCUGACCUGGACUUGGACCACCCGGGCUUCUCGGACCAGGUGUACCGCCAGCGGAGGAAGCUGAUUGCUGAGAUCGCCUUCCAGUACAGGCAUGGCGACCCGAUUCCCCGUGUGGAGUACACCGCCGAGGAGAUUGCCACCUGGAAGGAGGUCUACACCACGCUGAAGGGCCUCUACGCCACGCACGCCUGCGGGGAGCACCUGGAGGCCUUUGCUCUGCUGGAGCGCUUCAGCGGCUACCGGGAAGACAAUAUCCCCCAGCUGGAGGACGUCUCCCGCUUCCUGAAGGAGCGCACGGGCUUCCAGCUGCGGCCUGUGGCCGGCCUGCUGUCCGCUCGGGACUUCCUGGCCAGCCUGGCCUUCCGCGUGUUCCAGUGCACCCAGUAUAUCCGCCACGCGUCCUCGCCCAUGCACUCCCCUGAGCCGGACUGCUGCCACGAGCUGCUGGGGCACGUGCCCAUGCUGGCAGACCGCACCUUCGCGCAGUUCUCACAGGACAUUGGCCUGGCGUCCCUGGGGGCCUCGGAUGAGGAAAUUGAGAAGCUGUCCACGCUGUACUGGUUCACGGUGGAGUUUGGGCUGUGCAAGCAGAAUGGGGAGGUGAAGGCCUACGGCGCCGGGCUGCUGUCCUCCUACGGGGAGCUCCUGCACUGCCUGUCUGAGGAGCCCGAGAUUCGGGCCUUCGACCCUGAAGCUGCGGCCGUGCAGCCCUACCAAGACCAGACAUACCAGUCAGUCUACUUCGUGUCUGAGAGCUUCAGUGACGCCAAGGACAAGCUCAGGAGCUAUGCCUCACGCAUCCAGCGCCCCUUCUCCGUGAAGUUCGACCCGUACACGCUGGCCAUCGACGUGCUGGACAGCCCCCAGGCCGUGCGGCGCUCCUUGGAGGGUGUCCAGGACGAGCUGGACACCCUUGCCCAUGCGCUGAGUGCCAUUGGCUAGGUGCAGGGUGCCCCCGAGGGCCCUUCCCAACCUCCCCUGGUCCUGCACUGUCCCGGAGCUCAGGCCCUGGUGAAGGGCUGGGUCCCAGGUGCCCCCCAUGCCCUCCCUGCUGCCAGGCUCCCACUGCCCCUGCACCUGCUUCUCAGCGCAACAGCUGUGUGUGUGCCUGUGGUGAGGUUGUGCUGCCUGUGGUGAGGUCCUGUCCUGGCUCCCAGGGUCCUGGGGGCUGCCGCGCUGCCCUCUGCCCUUCCCUGACACUGUCUGCUGCCCCAAUCACCAUCACAAUAAAAGAAAGUGUGGUCUCUA